This is a messenger RNA of Oryzias latipes (Japanese medaka), 2386 nucleotides long. It is a transcript of the gene slc3a1, whose product is annotated as solute carrier family 3 member 1. Lineage: Eukaryota; Metazoa; Chordata; Actinopteri; Beloniformes; Adrianichthyidae. The record is from RefSeq and is a predicted model, not a curated record. Gene Ontology annotation, biological process: amino acid transport; carbohydrate metabolic process.
CUCUUGUUUAGAUGUUGGGUCGAUUUGAACAUUGUAGCACACAUAUGAAGCUCGUGCGUCGCAGCGCGCGCGCAGCUCCACAGGAAAUGCUAAUCUGUAACCAGAGCCAGCCAUCCAUCCAACCUCCACUUCCACAGGUCCCCGCAUUCCACAGGUGGCACCGGAGCAAACCGUUCUCUCUCUGACUCCCACUGCGGUCCCUCCAUCUUUUCCUGGUUUUGAUGAGUUAUAUAAGGAAAGACAGCGGCUCCGUGGAGCUGGCGGACGGCAUCCGAAACCUGGGCUUCCAGGAUGCAGACGUCGUCACCGACUUUCCACCGCACAGCUCCCCACGGGACGCCGUGGAGCGGAAGGACUCCGCCGCUGAGAUUGACGACUCGGUGUACGCGCAGGUGGAGCCCUACGCGGGGAUGCCCAAGGAGGUGCUGCUGCUGUACUCCUCCCAGGCCCGGUACCGAGUGCCCAGAGAGGUCCUGUUCUGGCUGACGGUGUGCUGCACGCUGGCGCUGGUGGCCGUCACCGUCGCCAUCAUUGCGCUGUCGCCGCCGUGCCUGGGCUGGUGGCAGAUCUCCCCGGUGUACCAGGUCUACCCGCGCUCCUUCAAGGACUCUGACGGGGACGGAGUGGGAGACCUCAGAGGAAUUAAGGAGAAGUUGGAUCAUUUUCACAGCCUGAACAUCAAGUCGAUCUGGAUCAGUCCCUUCUACCGCUCUCCUAUGAAGGACUUUGGCUACGACGUGGAGGAUUUCCGAGAUGUUGACCCCCUUUUUGGAACCAUGGAGGACUUCGAGGAGCUUCUGGCAGAAAUGCACAAAAACGGUUUGAAGCUGAUUAUGGACUUCAUUCCUAAUCAUUCCAGUGACCGUCACCGCUGGUUCAACUUGAGUCGGACCCGAGAUCCGCUCUAUGAGGACUACUACGUCUGGGCUGACUGUAAUGCAACAAAAAAGCCUAAUAACUGGGUGAGCAUUUUUGGAAACUCGUCAUGGACUUAUGACGAAGUUAGAGGACAAUGCUACCUUCACCAGUUCCUCAAGGAGCAACCAGACCUGAACAUGAGGAACCCAGCCGUCCGCAAGGAGAUCAUCGAUAUUAUUCACUUUUGGCUAUCGAAAGGUGUGGACGGUUUCCGGAUGGAUGCGGUGAAGCACAUGCUGGAGGCAACACACCUGCGGGACGAACCACAGGUGGACCCCAACAAACCACCGGAAGAAGUAACAACUGAGUGGGACCUUUUUCAUGAUUACACCACAAGUCAGGUUGGCUUGCAUGAUAUCUUGCGUGAGUUUAGGGCUGAGAUGGAACCCUACAGUCGCGAGCCUGGAAAAUACAGGUUCAUGGUGACAGAGUCAUAUGAUUAUGAAGAGGUGGAGAAGACCAUGAUGUACUACGGGACCCCCCUGGUCAAAGAAAGUGACUUCCCCUUUAACUUCUACUUGCUGGACUUGCCUCAAAACGCCAGCGGUUUGUGGGCUAAACAUCUAGUUGACCUUUGGAUGUCCAACAUGCCCAGAGGAAAAUGGCCCAACUGGGUGGUGGGAAACCAUGACAGGAGCCGAAUUGCUUCCAGUGCUGGUAAGAUGUAUGUGCGCGUCAUCAACAUGCUGCUGCUGACCCUUCCUGGCACCCCCACCACCUACUAUGGAGAAGAGAUCGGCAUGGAGAACAUCAACAUCACAGCAGACCAGGUUCAGGACCCCUUUGGCAAAUAUAACCUGAGCAAUAGUCGGGACCCUCAGCGCUCUCCCAUGCAGUGGAACAGUGACAUGAAUACAGGCUUCAAUAACUUAACCAACAUCACGUGGCUUCCUGUACACCCAGAUUACAAAAGUGUCAAUGUGGAGGUCCAAAAGGACAGUGAAGGAUCCACAAUGUUUCAGUAUAACUUUCUGAACAGCCUGCGGCAGGCAGAGCUUCCCUUUUUGCGAGGCUGGUUCUGCUACGUUCAAGCUGAUGCAAACAUCUUCUCGUACCUUCGAGAGCUCGACGGUCACAAAGAGGCUUACCUUAUGGUGCUUAACUUUGGUAAACAAUCUGCCACAACAGAUUUGUCCUCUGUUCGUGAGCUGCCGGACCAGCUGAAGGUACUGAUGAGCACCAACUCCAUCAACAAUGGAAAAGUCUUUCAGAAGUCUGGCAUCCAGACAGAAGCCGGAGAGGGUUUGGUGAUUCGAUACUCCACCUACACUCGCUUUCAUCCCAGUCAUGCCACAGAAUGCUAUGUCUCUGAGAAAGCCUGCUACCUGGACACCGUUGGGAUUCUUUAUAAAUGCUAAAAUAAAUGAACAGCUGUCGUCAGUUAUUCUCAAACUUGAUUCAAAUACCAGUAGUUCAAAAAUUCAUGUUCCCUGGAAUACAGUGAAGAAUAAAGUUGCACAAGCAUUUG